AUGGAUUCGAAACCCCCAAACUUUAAAGCAGGUGAAACCAAUUCAGCUAACAUCUGGCCAAAGUUUAGGCAGUCUUUUGAAGUGUUUUUAGCCACUGCAGACCUGCAGAAUGCUGAUGAAAAACGAAAUUGUUAUCUGUUAUUGCACUGCAUGGGUCAGGAAGACCUAGACAUUUUCAACACACUGGAAUCCAAAUCAAAUGAAGUGGACAAAAUUGAUGUUCUUAUUGUUAAAUUUAAUGACUAUUUUAUGCCCAAAAUUAACGUAACUUACGAAAGGCACAAUUUUUUUAUGAGAAAUCAAAAAACCGGAGAAAAUUUCGAGAAUGACGUGACCAAGCUAAAAUCUCUAUUCAACUCAUGUGAUUUUGGUAAAUUAAAAAAGUCACUGAUAAGAGAUCGCUUGAUUUGUGGGAUUGAGCAUUCCAAAUUGAGAGAAAAACUUCUGACAGAACCUAAUUUAACUCUGAAACUUAGCGAUGGUGAAGGGGUAAGAGUGCAAAGAUUGGAUAAAUCCGAGUGGACACCCGGUAAAGUUAUAAGAAGAUUGGAAAAACCGAGGACUUAUUUAGUGGGACUUGAUAAUGGUGGUGUACUGGAAAGAAACAGAAAAUACCUUAUUAAAGAUUGUGUAAACAGAGAAGUCCCUGAACUAAAAAGUAAACGAAAGACUCUUGAAAAUAAUAGACCGAAACGUGACGUACGUCAGCCACAUAAAUUGUCUGAUUACGUAACUUAA
Molecule: messenger RNA, 738 nt
Organism: Ceutorhynchus assimilis (cabbage seed weevil)
Lineage: Eukaryota; Metazoa; Arthropoda; Insecta; Coleoptera; Curculionidae
Source: the annotation of a GenBank genome assembly